Messenger RNA from Sardina pilchardus (European sardine), 977 nucleotides. Its product is annotated as glial cell line-derived neurotrophic factor. The transcript has 3 exons. The record is from RefSeq and is a predicted model, not a curated record. Gene Ontology annotation, molecular function: glial cell-derived neurotrophic factor receptor binding; receptor tyrosine kinase binding; growth factor activity. NCBI's taxonomy places the organism in Eukaryota, Metazoa, Chordata, Actinopteri, Clupeiformes, Clupeidae. The coding region runs from base 180 to 977 and encodes 265 amino acids.
AGGGGGCGGAGAGACCAGAGACAGAAAGUGUGUGUGUGUGUGUGCCCAUCUCAUCCUUUGCCUCAUGAUGAGGGACUUAUUGGACUGGCACUUGUCUUGAGGUCAACCCAAUACAGCGACAUAAAGAUAAGGCUGGAUUAGCCAAGCGAACGAGUUUCAAUGCACCAAUCCAUUCUAAAAUGAAGUUAUGGAAAGGUGCCACCUUGGCCAUCCUGCUCUGCUGUGCAUCUCUGUGCGUCCUCCUCACUAAGCCUGCCGUGAUGCCCGCCGCGAUGCUCCCCACGCCAGCCAAACAGCGCUCUUGGGUGGCAUCCCUGAUGGCGCCGCCUUUACCGCCAACGUCAUCAUCAUCACCGUCGACAACAACAUCAUUGCCCUCGCCGACAUCAACAUCCUCGUCACCUCCGAGGUCAGCGAGGAUGGGUGGUCUCCGUCGGCGUGCCCGGUCUGUGGACAACGUGGGCUCUCUCCUCUCCGAGUUCACCUACCUCUUCCAGAGCUUCACGGAGGGCGAGCUGAAGCAGAUCGUCGGCGCGCUGGUGGACCGGAAGAGUCGUCGGGAGGACGGACAGGAACAGGAGGACGACGCUCGCAGCGGUGCGUGGAGCUCUGAGGACAGGCAGAGCCGCAGGACUAAGCGCGCGCGCAGGGACCAGCGUCCGUGCGGACUGCGCGAGGUCCACCGGACGGUCAGCGAGCUGGGCCUGGGCUACGAGAGCGACGAGAUGGUGGUGUUCCGCUACUGCAGCGGCAAGUGCACGGCGCGCCGGCGCCACUACGACAUGGUCCUGGAGCACAUGCAGCGGGCCGGACAGCUGGACGACCUCAACACCAGGGGCCGGGGGCGCAAGGACAAGGCCCGCUACAGCCCCUGCUGCCGGCCCACGCGCUACGAGAAGGACAUGUCCUUCCUUAGCAACAACAACAUUUUCUACACCAUCCCCGAAGUGUCGGCCAGGGAGUGCGGCUGUGUGUGA